AUGGCUGAUGGUGGAAUGAUACCAUCAUCGACCAAUUCAGGUAACUUUCGUUAUGGCAACGUGGAUCAAAAUCGUCUAAUAAAUCGACUAGUUUCACAUCCGCUCAAGUCAAUUCAAGACGGUAAAACCAGUACCCCACAAGUGCCUGGUGGUGACCAUUAUCGGGCAUAUUGGAAUAAACAGACACCUGUCGAACACAAAUUUGAGCCAUUACCAGUACUUAAACGAUACCAAAAACAUAAUGAUCCAAAAGAAAUUCAAGCACGUAAUCGACAACAAUUAAUUGAAGCAAAUAAACUACGUGUAUCAUCUCCUGAAACACCAGUUGAGAAACGUGCAAAACUCUCCUUGCCACCGAUCAAUGGUAGAAACUCAGAAUUAGGUAAAGGAAGCGAUAUUGGUUCCGAUUGGGGUUCCAGUAUAUCAAAUAAACGACAUCAACUUGAUCCACGAGAGAUGUUACAUGGUGAGACAGAUAUGGAUAAAGUGAUAAAGUACAUAAGACAAGCACCUGAUGGUUUCUUUCUAUAUUUGGCUCAUUUAUAUUCACGCAACGACACACGUCAUAGUUAUUACAAUUUAAAAGUGGUUAGCUACGAACAAUGUGGACGUGAAUAUUUUACUAUUUCGAAUUCAGGUGUUAGUUAUUAUCGCCCAGGAGAAGAAGUCGAAUUUACUCCAUUAGAAAACUUUGCUAAAGAGUAUUAUCGAUAUACUCGACUUAUUCAGAUUAAAGUCUUUACAACAUUCAGAAUGUGGAAAGCAUUUAUGGUCUGGUAUAAAAAUAUUCGUAUCAAGAAAGUAACUGUUGCAGCAAAAGGACUCAAUGAUCAUCUGUUUUUAUUACAAGAUGCAUUACGACCUGCACUAUUGAAUAUUCGAGAAAUGUGCUUUCGUAUUAGUGAUAUGAGUCUUUGUAAAAUCGAAAAGAAACAUACGUAUACAUUAAGUGAAUUUACUGAAAGUCAAAAUCAAACAUUAACUCAAGUUGCACAGCGUCUUCAAGAAUUUCGUGAUCUUGUGAAAGAUGUUGUCGCAAGUGCCUGUCGAACACGUUUAUUUGAAGCUGGUUUUGUACCUGAUGAUUUUCUUCAUCCAGCUGAUUCUGCAAAUGAUAAUUUACCGGGUAAUGCUUCAUCAAUGCCAGACAGUAUGGAUAUUGAUACAUUAGCACAGCCACCUGAUAAAGCGACGUAUGCUGAACAAGCAAAUAAACGAUCACAUUGCCGAAGAUUAACAAAUUUCAUUCGUUUAUGUGAUUAUUUAAUUGUCAAUACAUUUCAUGUACUUGCUGUUAAUUCAGUACAAUCACUUAAAAAUCAUUUUCUCGAACAACUUGAAGCUACACCUGGCAAAGACGAAAUUAUUGGUUAUGUGGAUGAAAUCAAACAUAAAGUUGAUAAAGUAGCUGUACCUGAACCUGUUGAAGAUCCAGCAGCAGACAAUAAACAAGCACAACAUCAACCACCAACACAAGGACAUCCACCACCGAUACCUGGUCUUCGAGGACCAGGAGACGAAGAUGAAGCAACUAAACGUCAUAUACCACUGUUUGUCACCGAAAUGAAAUUAUUUAUAGAAGCUCUUCAAUAUCAUCCAGAUUCGAUCACAUUUCAAGGUGGUAUUAAUCAUGUUAUCAAGAGUUUUCAAGAAACUUUACUUUCAAUUGAUAAUCUUAUACCUGAUGGAGCAUUUGAUAAUUUUACUCGACCGUAUAUCAAUGAAAAAUAUGAAGAUAAAAUAUGUGGCGACGGACCUGAUCUUCGUAACAUGUUUACAGCUGAUUAUCAUUUUCAAGAUUUGAUCAAAGAUUGUAGUGAUUCAUUAGAAGCUGGUUUUAAUGCAGCUAAAAUUUAUGCUGAUACAUUUGAUGAAUUCCAUCGAUUCUAUGUUAAAAACGAAAAUACUGAUAUCGAAGCACUUAAAGUUGAACAACAUGAUGUGGAGUUUUUUGGUACUUCAUUAGCUACAUAUACUCGUCAAGAAAAAAUUGCACAAUUAAUCGAUGCUAAAAAGCCGUUAGGUCUUUUAAUGAUCGAUAGUACGCAUACGAAAACAAAAUUAGAACCAUCACCACGAAGAAUAUUGGAUGUUAUUAAUGAAAUCAUGCCGAAGAUUGCUAAAGCUAAAACCGAUGCCUUGAAAGCUGAAGCGCAAGAUGCAACAGUUAAAUUAGAAACUAAACCUGAAGCAACACUUGAUUUUGUUGAUUCAUUAACAUUUCUUGAUGAAAUUCAAGAACGUAUUGAUCCACUUGAACAAGAAACUGAAGUUGUUCGUCAAAUGUACGAAUUAAUUGAGCAAUACAAAGUUCCAUGUCCGCCCGAAGAUAUCGUUUCAUACAGUUCAUUGACAACAACACUAAAUGGUUGUCGUAAUGCUAUGGAUAAAGCAUUAACUGAACGUGAUGCUAAUGUAACAAAAUUUGUUACUUUACUUGAUAAAGAUAUUGAAAUAUUAACACAAGAAGUUCGACAAAUAAAACAAGAUUCGCAAAAUCCAUUACUGCUGGAUCCAUCAGCUGAUAAAGAUAAAGUUAAAUUACUACUAGAUGAUUAUUUGAAAAAGAUCGAUCUACAACAACGUACAUCAACAGAAUAUCGUCUAUAUCAAAAGAACUUCAAAGUCGAAGUCACUAAAUUCGAUGAGUUAGAAGAAGUUUAUGGUGAAUUAAAAUUAAAGGAAUUAUUAUGGAAUUCAUUAAAUGAAUGGGAUACUAUGUUGGAAGAAUUUCAAACUAUGGAUUUCAAUAAACUAGAUCAUGAACAAUUAACUGGUAUUGUUAAUAAAUACGGAAAAAAUGUUUAUCAACUAGAACGUGGUUUACCACCAAAUCAAUCAGUACCAAUAUUGAAAGAAAAAGUGGAAUCACUUCGAUCUAAACUACCUACUAUAGUUAAUCUUCGAAAUCCAAGUCUUCGUCGUCGCCAUUGGGAUGUUAUUGAAGAUUUAAUUAAAUUUCACCCCACCGUAGAAGAACAAUUGUCACUAGGCAAAUUGAUUGAUAUCAAUGCCUUUCAACAUGAAGAACGAGUUCAAGAAAUUUCUGGCCAAGCUAGUUCCGAAGCUAGUCUUGAAGGCAUUCUUAAACGAGUUGAAGAUUCUUGGAAAUCAGUUGAAUUUCCCAUUGUUCCAUAUAAAGACUAUAAAGAUGUCUACAUACUUGGUGGUACCGAUGAUAUCAUUCAAUUACUCGACGAUGCAAAUAUUAACAUAGCAACCAUUGCUAGUUCACGUCAUGUUGGUCCAAUCCGUUCACGUGUUGAAGAAUGGCAAUCUAAUCUUGAUCUAUUCGGUAAAACACUUGAUGCAUGGUCAAAAUGCCAAAAAACUUGGCAAUAUCUUGAAUCAAUAUUUGGCGCACCUGAUAUUCAACGACAGCUACCAGCUGAAGCUAAAAUGUUCAAUCAAGUCGAUAAAACAUUUAAAGAUGUUAUGAGAAAAACAAAUAAAAUUCCAUUAGCUAUUAAAGCUGGCACACAACCUGGUUAUUUGGAAUUAUUUCAAACCAACAAUGCGUUACUUGAUCAAAUUCAACAUGCACUUGCUUCGUACCUUGAAACUAAACGUUCGAACUUUCCACGAUUCUACUUCUUAUCUGAUGAAGAAUUACUUGAAAUCCUAUCACAAACACGAAAUCCAAUGGCUGUGCAACCACAUUUACGUAAAUGCUUUGAAGGUAUUAAUCGUCUCGAAUUUGCUAGUAAAGGUGGCGAAGAUAUGGAAAUGACUGUUACAAUGGCACCAGAAAUUCGUGCUAUGCUUUCACCUGAAGGCGAACGUGUUGAAGUACUUAAAGUUAAAGCAACUGGUAAUGUAGAAGAUUGGCUUAAACAAGUUGAAAAAAAUAUGGUUACAGCUGUUCGAACAUGUAUUAAAAGAGCGAAAGAUGAUUUUGAAAAAAGUAUCCGUGAAGAAUGGCUCAUUCGACAUGCACAUCAAAGUGUUCUUACUGUUUCUCAAACAUACUGGUGUGUUGCUUUAACACAAAUACUAACAAGUGACGAAUCCAUACGACAAGCAACUCUUGAAGAUUUCGAAAAAAAAAGUUAUCUAGAUUUAAAUAAAUUAGCUGCACUUGUCCGCAAAGAACUACCACAACUUGUUCGCGAUGUUUGUCGAGCAUUAAUCACUAUUGAUGUACAUGCUCGUGAUAUAGUUUCUGAGAUGGUUCAAAUAAAGAAUGCUAGUAUAGCAAGUUUUGAAUGGUUAAAACAAUUACGUUAUUAUUUUGAACAAGAUUUAACUGUUAUUCGCAUGGCAAAUUCACAGUAUAUUUAUGGUUAUGAAUAUUUAGGGGCAUCUGAUCGUCUGGUUAUUACACCACUUACUGAUCGAUGUUACUUAUGUUUAAUGGGUGCUCUACAAUUAGAUCUUGGUGGCGCGCCAGCUGGUCCAGCCGGUACAGGAAAAACUGAAACAACUAAAGAUUUAGCAAAAGCACUAGCUAAACAAUGCGUUGUAUUUAAUUGUAGUGACCAAGUUGAUUAUAAGAUGAUGGGUCGAUUUUUUAGUGGUUUAGCACAAUCAGGUGCAUGGGCAUGUUUUGAUGAGUUUAAUCGAAUUAACAUUGAAGUACUCAGUGUUAUUGCUCAACAAUUAAUUACUAUUCGUGACGCCAAAGCAGCUAAAUUAUCAACAUUUAUGUUUGAAGGUCGUGAAAUUCGACUUGUAUCAACUUGUGCUGUUUUUAUUACCAUGAAUCCAGGUUAUGCUGGUCGUACAGAAUUACCAGACAAUUUGAAAGCUCUGUUUCGACCACAAUCUAUGAUGGUUCCUGAUUAUCGUCUUAUUGCUGAAGUUAUUUUAUAUUCUGAAGGCUUCGAAAACUCCAAGGUUUUAGCACGUAAAAUGGUUCAAAUGUAUAAAUUAUGUUCGGAACAAUUAUCACAACAAGAUCAUUAUGAUUUUGGUAUGCGUGCCGUCAAAUCAGUCUUAGUUAUGGCUGGUGUACUGAAACGUGAAAGUCCAAACAUUGACGAAGACCUUGUUUUAAUUCGUGCUUUGCGUGAUUCGAAUUUACCGAAAUUUUUAACUGAUGAUGCUAUCUUAUUUAAAGCUAUUAUACAAGAUUUGUUUCCAAAUGUUCUUUUACCAGAACACGAUUAUGGCGAAUUACGUCGUACAAUAAUUGAAAUGCAAAUUCGCCGUGGUUUACAAACAGAUGAAUCUCAACUACGUAAAGUUAUACAGUUCUAUGAAACAAUGCUUAUCCGGCAUGGUGUUAUGUUAGUCGGGCCGACAUUAGGUGGAAAAACAACUGUCUAUCGAAUAUUAGCUGAUUCAUUAACAGAUCUACAUUCCAAGGGUGUUCCAUAUCAUUUUUAUCAGCCUGUACAUACAUAUGUACUUAAUCCAAAAUCGAUUACAGCUGGUGAACUAUAUGGUGAAUUUAAUAAAACGACUAUGGAAUGGAAAGAUGGUCUUAUGGGCAGUAGUGUUAGACAAUGUGUUAAUGAUCAAUCACAUGAUCACCAUUGGAUUAUUUGUGAUGGCCCAGUUGAUGCUGUUUGGAUUGAAAAUUUAAAUACUGUACUUGAUGACAACAAAAUGUUAUGUUUAGCUAAUAGUGAACGUAUUAAAUAUUCACCCUACAUGCAUAUGGUCUUUGAAGUACAAGAUUUAGCUUGUGCUUCGCCAGCUACUGUCAGUCGUUGCGGUAUGGUUUACAUUGAUUCAAAUGACAUACGUUGGCUUCCAUAUGUGAAAACGUGGAGUCGAAAAUUUGAAGAAAAAUUUGGCGAAUUAUAUACAGAGUAUCUUUUGAGUUUAUUCAAUACUCAUGUUGAUAAAGGUCUUACAUUCGUACGAAAAAGUUGUAAAGAAAUCGUUAAACAGGUUGAUAUUGGUAAAGUAAUCACAUUGUGUUGUUUGAUUGAUUCUCUAUUGACAAGUGAUAGUAAAAUUGAUCUUAAACUAGAAGAAGCAAAAAUGAAAAUCAUGCUUGCAACAACCUUUGCCUUUUGUUAUGUAUGGAGUGUUGGUGGUAAUAUAAAUUCUAAAGACUGGGAUCAAUUCGAUACAUUCGUUCGGCAACAAUUCGAAGAAGAUGCUGAUGCAAAAUUAGGUCAAGGUGGAGACUUAUUUUCAUAUGAAAUUGAUGUACAUCAUCGUCGAAUGGAAACAUGGGAAAAAAGUGUUCCCGCAUUUAAAUAUGAUAAAACGAAACCAUUUUUUGAUUUACUUGUACCCAAUAUUGAUUCAUGCCGUUUUGGUUAUUUACUUGAUAAAUUGGUUUCAGUCAAUAAGUCUGUUUUAUUUACUGGUGAAACAGGUGUUGGCAAAACUGUUAUUGCACGUGCACAACUAUUGAAAUUAGCUGAGGAACAAAGUGUUGUGCCAUUGUUUCUAAAUUUUUCAGCUCAGACAAGUAGUAAACGAACACAAGAGAUGAUUGUACCGAAAUUAGAAAAACGAAAGAAAGGUGCAUUAGGGCCUCCGCGAGGAAAACGUAUGGUUAUUUUAAUUGAUGAUCUUAAUAUGCCGAAACUUGAAACCUACGGCGCACAACCACCCAUUGAACUUUUACGACAAUAUCAAGAUUUUGGUGGUCUCUAUGAUCGUGAAACAUUGAAAUGGAUUGAGAUUCAAGAUGUGAUCCUAUGUGCUGCAUGUGGUCCACCGGGUGGUGGUCGUAAUGCAACUACAGCGCGUCUUCUUCGACAUUUUGCUAUAUUUGCUAUACCAGCACCAUCUGAAUAUAGUCUUAAACAUAUAUUUAAAUCGAUUCUCAAUGGUUAUUUAGCAGAUUUUAAUCAAAGUACUAAAACAGCUGGUGAUGGCAUUAUUGAUGCUGCUGUAGAAAUUUAUUCACGUAUGAGUGCGGAAUUAUUACCAACACCGACAAAAUCUCAUUAUGUGUUCAAUCUUCGAGAUUUAUCAAAAUGUAUUCAAGGAAUUUUACAAGUCAAACCAGAAAGUGUAUCUGAUCGUGAUGCUUUAGUUCGUGUAUUUUUUCAUGAAUCGAUGCGCGUAUUUCAUGAUCGUUUAAUAAACGAUGAUGAUAAACAAUAUUACCAUACGAUGCUUUCAGAAUUAGCCACACGUUUAUUUGCUAUUCAAAUUGAACCAACCACAUUUGUUCAAAAGCCAAUUGUUUUUGGCGAUUUUAUGAAAGUUGGUGCGCCGAAAAAUGAACGUCUCUACGAAGAAAUAACUGACAUGACUAAAAUUCGAAAUAUUUUACAAGACUAUCAAGAAGAUUAUAAUUUAACAAAUAAUAAAAAUACUCGUUUAGUCUUUUUCAUGGAUGCUAUUGAACAUAUAGCACGUAUAGCUCGUAUUAUACGACAAGAUCGUGGUAAUGCAUUAUUAGUUGGUGUUGGUGGUACAGGAAAACAAUCAUUGACACGUCUUGCUAGUCAUAUGUGUGGGUAUAUAUGUUUUCAAAUUGAAUUAUCACGGGGCUAUAAUUACGAUAGUUUUCAUGAAGAUUUGAAAAAAUUAUACGAACAAGCUGGACCAAACAAUCAAAAUACUGUGUUUCUAUUUACGGAUAAUCAAAUUGUUGUUGAAGAAUUUCUUGAAGAUGUUAAUAAUAUUCUUAAUUCAGGUGAAGUACCUAAUUUAUUUGACAAACAAGAUGAAUACGAAAAAAUGAUUAUUGGAUGUCGUCCCGCUGCAAAAGAAGCUGGCGUUGCAGAAAAUGAUCGUGAUGGAAUUUAUACAUUUUUUAUAAAUCGUGUCCGAAAUAAUCUUCAUUUAGUAUUAUGUAUGUCACCUGUUGGUUCAUCGUUUCGAACACGUUGCCGUAUGUUUCCAUCACUUGUCAACUGUUGUACACUUGAUUGGUUUUCUGAAUGGCCACGAGAAGCUUUGUUGUCGGUUGCACAUACAUCAUUUGAAAAAUAUCCAUGGCCAAAAGGCGAAGAAUUUAUGGUUGGUGCAUUAGCAAAAAUGUGCGUAGAAAUACAUAUGAGUGUAUCGACAAAAGCUAAACAGCUAUUAGCAGAACUCAGAAGAUAUUAUUAUACAACGCCGACAUCGUAUCUUGAAUUAAUUAAUUUAUAUUUAAUGAUGCUUAAUGAUAAGAAAAAAGAAAUUGAAAAUGCUCGAGCACGUGUUCAACGUGGUUUGAAAAAAUUGGAGGAAACAAAUGUACUAGUUGAAGAAAUGCAAUUGGAAUUAGUGGCAUUAGAACCACAAUUGAAAAAGAAAUCUGAUGAAACAGCGAAACUUAUGGAAACGCUCGCUAUUGAUCAAGAAAAAGCUGAUGAGGCAAGAAAAAAAGAAACAUAA
Rotaria socialis is the source of this 8238-nucleotide messenger RNA. The record is from the annotation of a GenBank genome assembly. Lineage: Eukaryota; Metazoa; Rotifera; Eurotatoria; Philodinida; Philodinidae.